AGAAAGAAGCAACACGACUGGACUGGAAGAGAAUUCUCUCGAACUAAGAAACGUCUUUGAAGGUUUGAGUAUCUGCACCCAGAAGGCUGUACAACACCAAAUGAGAGCGCGUGGAGUUGACGAUGGACACAUAAUCAACAUCUGUAGCAUUACUGGUCAUCUGAGUCCAUUCUGGACACAAGUAUCAGUAUACUCUGCCUCAAAGCACGCUGUGCGGGUCCUCACAGAAGGACUCCGAAAGGAGCUUGUGGCAGCGAAGAGUCGCGUUCGAGUGACGGAGGUGAGUCCAGGCUUCGUAAAGACCGACAUAUUUGAGACCUCGGGGACAGACAUGAAACUCCUCGAGAACGUAUCCUUUCUGGAGCCGGAGGACAUUGCUGACAUCGUUCUCUACACACUAGGCGUUCCCCCUCAUGUGCAGGUAAGCGUUCUGCAUGACUGUUUAGGGAAGAAAUAGUUGGAAUUAUGAAUUAUGGUUAGGCAAAUUUUAAACCAAUGUA
Molecule: messenger RNA, 500 nt
Organism: Gryllus bimaculatus (two-spotted cricket)
Lineage: Eukaryota; Metazoa; Arthropoda; Insecta; Orthoptera; Gryllidae
Source: the annotation of a GenBank genome assembly